Exophiala viscosa is the source of this 1659-nucleotide messenger RNA. RefSeq names its product salicylate hydroxylase. The transcript has a single exon. The record is from RefSeq and is a predicted model, not a curated record. The coding region runs from base 326 to 1624 and encodes 432 amino acids. Lineage: Eukaryota; Fungi; Ascomycota; Eurotiomycetes; Chaetothyriales; Herpotrichiellaceae. Gene Ontology annotation, molecular function: FAD binding.
CCUGGCCACUGGCUCUCAGGUCGGGUUCACAUUCGGGUCCUUCUUAAUGUCCGAGAAGUCAAUCAUUCUACACAUAUCAACGAACCAUCUGGCGUUCGGAGCCCACGGUCGACACAAAACACGAUCCACCGUCCGAGAUGAUGGCGAGCGUCAAACAAUAGCAUUGAUGUCUCAUGCUAUAUAACAGUAGGCUCCAUUGGUAUUUCAUUGACUUAGCUGUCUUCCAUCACAAAAUCUAGUGUCUAUCUGAACAGAACUGUUGGAAACUCCCCACAGAUACUGUACUUUCUGAUCUAGUAAUUUCAUCUGCGCCCUGCAGUUCAACAUGUGCGCCUACAAACCGAGAAUCGCCCUUGUUGGUGGCGGUCCGGCCUCAUUAACAGUCGGAAACCUCCUGCACAAGCACAACAUCCCUUUCACAAUCUUCGAACUCCGGCCCCAGCCUACCGAGGAAGACCUUGCGAAACCAGUCGGCAUGCUCGACUUGCAUGAAGAGUCCGGGCUUGCGGCUCUCGAAGCAUGCGGUCUUUCAAAGGAAUUUCACUCACAUACGGGCGUCUGCAGCGAGUCGCAAAUCAUAGCUAACAAGGAGGGAGACGUCAUCUACACGGACGACGGAGGAGUUGCGACUCGUCCGGAAAUCUCGCGCAACUCGCUCACCAAGAUUCUGCUCGAUCGACUGCCCCCAGAUUCAGUCAAAUGGGAGCACAAGCUCAUUUCAGCCAGUCGGAUCACCUCCUCCUCGUCUGGGGACAUGGAGAUCGAGCUCGACUUCGACAAGCACGGCAAACACACCUUUGACUUUGUAAUCGGCGCAGACGGUACCUGGUCCCGUGUGCGCAACCUGUUGACCGACACGAAACCCAGUUAUGCCGGCUGGCAACUUAUCACGGUGACCAUCCGAGACGUUACGGUGAAAUACCCGGAAUUUGCACAGUAUAUCGGCACAGGAUCCUUCAUGUGCCUCGGCCAGAGACACGGGGUCUUAUCGCAGCGCGGGCUGCAGGAUUCGGCGCGGAUAUACGUCUGCCUAACAACGGCCGACGAGCACUUUGGUGACAAGCUGGGCCUCAACAACGGCACACCCGCCGAGGCUAUAAAUAAGCUACUAAACGACAACGCCCUUCUCGGACAAUUUGGUCCCAAAGUCAAGGACUUGGUGCGGAUCGCAUGCGACGAAGAGACCAAGGACAACCCGGACGCCAAACUGGGUAUUAUGCCGUUGUACAUGCUGCCCAUUGACCACAGCUGGGAGCACAAGACGGGCGCGACGGUCAUCGGCGAUGCGGCUCAUGUCAUGUGCCCAUGGGCCGCGGAAGGUGUAAACCUCGCCAUGCACGACGCGCUGGAUUUGUCCCAAGCUAUCAUCAAGGCGUCUGAGACUGUGCCAGAGGAUGCCGCUUCGUUUCAAAGACGUCUAGAUGUCCUGGUCGAGGAGUUCGAACGAGCUAUGGCGGAGCGAGCGAAAGAGAAGGCUGAGGAGACGUAUAACAAUGGACAGGUCAUGUUUAGUAGCGAGGAUGGCGCCACAGCUAUGGCUGAGUGGAUGACAAGCAUGAUGGCUAUGGUGAUGGCGCAGCAAGCCGAAGCCGGGGAGGCGAACGUGAAGGUCAUGCCUGAAUGAAAUUGUUGCAUGGUGGGCAUUUGCAGUUGCGGUGC